AUUAAAAAAAAAAUUGACUUGGACCCCCUCAGUCCCCCUACCUCCCCCUACAAUCACUCCGCAGCCAUGAAAGCCAAAGGAGAGCUGAAAGAAUAUGAAGUCAUUGGGCGCAAGCUCCCAACUGAUAAGGAGCCUACAACUCCUUUAUAUAAAAUGAGAAUCUUUGCUCCAGACCGAAUAGUUGCCAAGUCCCGCUUUUGGUACUUCCUGAGACAACUAAGGAAAUUUAAGAAGACCACUGGAGAGAUUGUCUCCAUUAAAGAAAUUCAUGAUAAGAGUCCAACAAAAAUCAAGAAUUUUGGCAUCUGGUUGCGGUAUGAUUCAAGAUCCGGUACACACAAUAUGUACCGGGAAUACCGUGAUUUAACUGUAUCUGGUGGUGUGACCCAAUGCUAUAGGGACAUGGGUGCCCGUCAUCGUGCUCGCGCUCACUCGAUUCAAAUUAUUAAAGUGGAAGUUGUGGCUGCUUCUGCAUGCAGGAGGCCCCAAGUAAAACAAUUCCACGACUCUAAGAUCCAAUUCCCACUCCCAAGACGCGUCCAGCACCGUCUUAACACAUUCUCUGCAAAAAGACCACGUACAUACUACUAUUAGAUUAUGUACAAGAUUUUUACUGAUAAGUGGAUAAAAACUUUAUAAAUUA
Molecule: messenger RNA, 643 nt
Organism: Nicrophorus vespilloides
Lineage: Eukaryota; Metazoa; Arthropoda; Insecta; Coleoptera; Silphidae
Product: 60S ribosomal protein L18a-like
Exons: 3
Coding region: 67-594 (175 amino acids)
Biological process (GO): translation
Cellular component (GO): cytosolic large ribosomal subunit; ribosome
Molecular function (GO): structural constituent of ribosome
Source: RefSeq, a predicted model, not a curated record